This is a messenger RNA of Lymnaea stagnalis (great pond snail), 1994 nucleotides long. NCBI's taxonomy places the organism in Eukaryota, Metazoa, Mollusca, Gastropoda, Lymnaeidae. The record is from the annotation of a GenBank genome assembly.
AUGGAAAAUUUAAACCAAUCUACACAACACACCAACAAGGAAGCUCAACAUGAUGUGCAUGUUGGCAGCCACGAAGAUUGCGAGACGUUGCAGGGUGCAACCCUUGAGAUUCUUAAUGCGUCGAAGAAUUUGAAACAUGUAUUUGAAACUUCGGCGACCAGACUGAAGGAGCUCCUGGAGAAGAACACAGAGUUGCCCGAGACAUGGGCUCACGCCAACGCUGUUUUGAUACGGGCGACCUCACGUGAACAGACGAAGCUGUUAAAUGAAUUAAUCGAAAGCUUAGAAAAGUGUAACAAUAAGGCAGAUGAAGGGCACAAAGGACUACUGCAACUCCACUCGGUAGGUUUCAUUGACUUAUAUAUGAUUAACAAAAUGUGUGCUUUUCAGUAGAGGGAUCGUUGAUAUAACUUAAACAUUUAUUUAAAUAAAAAGCUGAAUCAGUAUUAAAACUCAUGGACUUGAGUCAAAACUCAACAUAAGUGAAACAAUUUUAAACUUAUAAUAGUCCAAUAAUAAAUACCAAAAUGAUAAAAUUGAAAGUGUGCUGACUUCUUAAAGACUAAUUUUUUAAAAAAAUUUUGCAACCCAUAAGUACUUUAAUUAUAUUUAAAUUUUUUUAAAGAGUGCAGAAUUGAUAAACCCAAAGAUGAUUGACCUUCUAAUGAUUGGCAGUGCUGGAAAUGGCAAAAGUGCAACCGGAAAUUCCAUUCUCGGGACAGUAGCUUUUCAAGCAACAGCAGGUAUGUCUGCCACACGAACGUCCCCCAUAAAGGCCACUGCAAAAUUUGAAGAUCUUACCGUCACUGUCGUGGACACGCCUGGCGUUGAUACAAAUGGCAAGAGCAAGUUGGAAGUGUUAGAAAUGUCACUCAAUUCCAUCAGAGCAUCUCUUGAGCUUUGCAACUACAGUUUUACAGCACUGCUCAUUGUCAUCAAAUUCGGAGCCAGAUUUACUCAACACGAGAGUGACACUAUCAAAAUUAUCCGUGGCGUCCUCGGCAAUGACGUCAUUCAGAAAUAUGGCGUGUGUGUUGUUACUCACGGUGAUAACUUCGAGUUUGAGAUAGAAGAAGAGAAAGUGAAUGGAACCGCCAUGACAUUUGAGGAGUGGUGUCGAGAACAAGUAGGAGAAAUAGGAGAUAUCUUUAAGGAAUGCAACUUCAGAUGUGUCUUGUUCAACAACAGAACCAAAGACGAAACCAAGCUGAAAAGUCAAGUUGAGAAUCUUAUAUCUUUCUUAAAAAGAGAUCAGAAAUACUCAGAAAUUGAUUUCGUCAUGGCUGAAGAAGGUCUUUCUAAAUUGACACAGGAUCUCUUCUUACCCGAAGUUCUUCUACAAGCAAAUGAAUUUGUUAACAAAAUUAGAUCGGAGCUCGUUAAACAUUCUAAUUCAAAAGAUCAAACUCAAAAGCUGGAACAAAUUCUAGGGGAGCUACUCGAGCGCAAACAUUUGAUGAAAUCUGGGAACUGGGAAACAUCAGCACAAGAUCUAUUUUUUAAAGUUAUUGAGCCUUUAGAGAUGGAACUGAAAUCAAAGUUAAAGUUACUUUGUCUUACCCCGGAGAAAAAAUGUUUUAAUGGCAGUACUGUUAAUGUCGAGACAAAGGAACCGACAGCCGCACCAAAUUUCAAAAGCGAUUCUUUGGGAAUUCAAAAUAAACCGACCAUAGAGAAGACGGUAUUUGAUGGGAAACCUAUUUUAGCGUCUAGAGAGCCAAAUUGUACAACGGAGUUGGCUAAAAUCCGGAAAGAGGUGGAAAAAAUAAAGCAGAAACGUGAAGAUCCCGCCACGUUGGAAAAAUUGAAAUCACAAAUAAGUUCUUUGAAAGAAAGACAUAAACACUUUUUACAAUCGGAUUCAGGAAAGGAAAGUAAGAUGGAAAUAUAUCGAAUUCAAACGGAAAUAGCGGAUUAUCAGACCACUUUCAUCCAAAAUACGAAAAAGUCACGUUUUACCAAAGCUGUAUCUUGGCUGGGAACUUUCAUUCGAU